UCACAGUGACAGGCAAAGGCAAACGUCAGUAGGAUGGGGGAGGAAGCUGGGUUAAGUGACAAAUGUGGCUCUAGGCAGAGUUUUCUCCAUUUUUCAUUAUCAAACAAAAUCUGGGAUGGGUGCUGCUGCCACUCGGAACCAGCGCGCAUCUUGCAACCAUUGGAUCGGCUUUUCGUCAUGUUCCAUUCGGUGGGAAAGGCGGGAAAGGGAAAAAACGAGAGAAUUUGCCCCACUCCCUCGGCGGGCUGGAGCUCACUAUUAUGUAAAGCUCUGGGCGAGGGGGGGCGACUGUCAGUUUCAGUUUCACAUGGAUGGAAGUCAUAUUUAUUUACUGCGUAGAGAGAUAGAAAUUGGAUCCUCGGUUGGCGCAAUUAUUUGCUCACGCACACGGGUCCCAAAUGGUCGAUGUAGGAUUUAAGCUCGAAUUAAGCAUGGGAGUUCGUGAUGAGUUCA
This is a messenger RNA of Aspergillus brunneoviolaceus CBS 621.78, 453 nucleotides long. RefSeq lists its product as uncharacterized. The transcript has a single exon. The record is from RefSeq and is a predicted model, not a curated record. Lineage: Eukaryota; Fungi; Ascomycota; Eurotiomycetes; Eurotiales; Aspergillaceae. The coding region runs from base 116 to 418 and encodes 100 amino acids.